This is a messenger RNA of Miscanthus lutarioriparius, 1089 nucleotides long. The record is from the annotation of a GenBank genome assembly. Lineage: Eukaryota; Viridiplantae; Streptophyta; Magnoliopsida; Poales; Poaceae.
AUGACCAUAGUGCCCCUUAUCUUAUCUCCUCAUCCCAAACGCAUAGGGCGCCGUCGCUCACAUCGGCUUGGGCGCAGCUUUUCUAGCGGCGGCGGCUUCCAGGGCGUGGGGCUGCCUCCCGGUCGCGGCUCCAAGGUGCGGGCGCGGCCUUCCUCUAGGUGCGGGGAGGCCACGGCGGCCGCCCGUGGGUCAGCGUGCGCGCGCCGAGCGGCGGCGGCAGGCGCCCUGCAGCGGCUCUCCGGCGGCGUCCGCCUGCAGGGUUUUCUCAUUUCAGAUUGGGAGGGCAUUGACAGGAUCUGUGAGCCACAAAAGCCUCGAGGGUCGGAUUAUCGCUAUUGCAUUGCACAAUCAGUAAAUGCAGGAAUGGACAUGAUUAUGAUACCUCACAGGUUUGAGGAAUUUUUGGACGAUAUUGUGUUCUUGGUGGAGACGGGGGAGAUACCAAUGUCUCGGAUUGAUGACGCUGUUGAGCGAAUUCUGAGGGUUAAGUUUAUUUCUGGAGUGUUUGAGCAUCCAUUUUCAGACCAAUCUCUACUGGACAUAGUUGGCUGGCGUGAGGCUGUUCGCAAGUCUUUGGUACUUCUGAAAAAUGGCAAGGAUCAGAAGGAGCCAUUCCUUCCAUUGGCCAAAGAUGCAAAAAUAAUACUGGUUGCAGGAACACAUGCUGACGAUAUUGGAUAUCAAUGUGGGAUCCGUUUGGCCGGAGGUUUUGAGGAGAUGGAUGACGAGGACUACUCGUGGGUGCGGCGCACCAGGUUCUCGCAGUCCAUCGUCAGGUCCAGCUCCGGCAGGGAGCAGUAUGGCGCGUUCAUCGAGCAGUUCAGUCGUGGCGCCGAGCUGAGGCAGAAUGGGUUGGGCACAGGGUACAAGCACCCUCACCAGAAGGGGGUCAUCGGCCUGAACUUGGACAUUCCUCAGCGGCAUGUGGUUCGGCCAUCCAAGGAGAGCCCAGACGCGCUGGAUUUCUCUUUCCACUCGGACGAGCACAGCCAGAGGCUCCAGAGAGUUUGUUCCAGCGCUGCUCCUUUCUUUAUGAAGGAUGCAACAGCAACAGCUGAUUCAUGUCAUUCUCUUUUCCAGCUUGGUUAG